This is a messenger RNA of Temnothorax curvispinosus, 1122 nucleotides long. RefSeq lists its product as uncharacterized. The record is from RefSeq and is a predicted model, not a curated record. Gene Ontology annotation, molecular function: nucleic acid binding; RNA-DNA hybrid ribonuclease activity. Bases 1 to 1122 code for a protein of 373 amino acids. Gene Ontology annotation, biological process: DNA replication, removal of RNA primer. Lineage: Eukaryota; Metazoa; Arthropoda; Insecta; Hymenoptera; Formicidae. The transcript has a single exon.
AUGAGGACUACCCCCACAGAGGCGCUAGAAAUUGCACUCUGUGUGCCUCCACUGGACCUGGCCGUGGUAAACUCAGCAAGGAACACAGCAUACAGACUAAAGUGUCAGGGAGAAUGGAGAAAUACAGGACUGGGACACACAAGGCUCGACCUGUUCCAGAAACACCCUUUCACUUCAAAACAAGAUAGAAUUCUUAAAAAAUACCAGUUGGUAAAGCACUUCAAAACACGAAUACCAACUAGAAAAGACUGGACUGACCUGAAGGGAGUCGAGGAUCCCAAUGUGGACCUAUGGUUCACUGAUGGGUCAGGCAUUAAUGAUCGCUUCGGGGCAGGAUUCUACGGGCCGAAGGAGAACCACAGGGAAAGUAUUCCUAUGGGAAGCCACUCAACUGUUUUUACAGCUGAGAUACUGGCUAUCCUAAAAUGCACGGAAUACCUGCUAAACAAAGAUACGAAGGAAAAGAAGAUAAACAUCUGCUCGGAUAGUAGAGCAGCCAUACAAGCGUUGACAAAAACAACUACUGAAUCAGCAUUGGUUUGGGAUUGCAUGCUAGCAUUAGAAAGACUAUGCGGACCUAACAAAGUCACGUUAGUAUGGGUGCCUGGGCAUCAGGGAAUACCCGGGAAUGAAACCGCAGACAUGCUGGCCAAGAAGGGAGCUAAUGAAGCACCAAUUGGCCAGGUGACGGGAAUACCCUUUGCAGUAGGCAAAAAAAUCAUCAAAGGUCGCCUGAAAAGGGAACACCUGGCCAGAUGGGAGAAGUUAAAAACCUGCCGUCAGGCCAGGACUUUGAUGAAAGACAGCAGACCAGGUAGGGCUAAAGAACUACUGGCGCUAAGUAAACAGAAACUGAGAAUGGCGUUGGGACUGCUCACUGGUCACUCUGCCUUACUCAAAGCACACCUUUUUAGUCUCGGGCUUGCGGAGCAAAAGGCAUGUCGCCUUUGCGGAGACGAGAAAGAAGACAACGUACAUAUAAUAUGCCAAUGCCCGGCAUUUAUAUGCAAAAGAUACAAAACCUGGGGAAGUAUGUUUUUAACCCCCCAGGAUUUAGAAAAUGCUAGGGUUACAGAUCUGAUAAACCUGGUACAAGGUUCAAGACUGUAUCUCGAGACCUAG